UGAGAGAAAGCUGCUAGCAGACGAAGGCUUCCCCGACGAUUCUCCUCACCCGGGAGAGCUCCUCGUCCAUCCAUUGAGCUAACAAAUGAGUGACGACCUUGCAUUCUUCGUUCAACUGCAAGACAAACUAUCUUUUAAAAGAAUCUCAACUGUGAAAGUUCAAKUCUGCAGAAAUGUUUUCCCUGAUACUUAUCGCGCUCAUUUUAACUGAACAAARUGUUUCUGGCAAAUUCACUGCGAAGCAACUUGCAGGUAUACCAUCUACAAAUUUUAAUGAUGGUAACAGUCCCAUUGCAUUGUGGUUCCAAAAGAGCGGACUUGCCGUUCGCAUAUGCCAAAGAGAAGASAAAGCUCAUUAUUAUAACAGUGCUCUGUCACCUAUGAUAACAGCUCAAAUCAACAUCGGACGAUGCAACGCUAAACUAAUCAGUUCCACUCAAAAUGUCACGGCAAAGCAACAGGUUUGCCCUGGUAUACAAACUUGCAAUCCUAAUAUGACUGAGCUUAUAAACAUAAGAACAGAAAAUGGGAUCAAAGAAGUUGCAAAUGCUCUGGACUGCAMAUGCACAGCUUUGCAAAAUUGUAAACGCCGUACUUCAUUACGUUUAUUCUAUCGAGGAACAAAAUACGAACGUACCAUAGAUGUUGGAACAUGUUCAGGAAGUUGCAAAAGCAAAACGUGUCGGCCACUGUCCAUAAAUACGUUAGCUAUCAAAACUCCAAAUGGAAGAAAAGAAGUGAAAGUGAUCGAAAAGUGUGGAUGUGAAUCUCCUUGUUACAGGAUGUCGUACAAGAAAGCCUACUCCGUAAUCAGCAGUGACUCUGGUGAUAACAACAAAACUGUCACCAAGAUCAUUGAUAUUGGUAUGUGCUCUGGAAGUGCCUCCUGUCCUGGAAAAGUACGAGGAAAGUGCAUUCAAUGGUUGACCGUAUCCAAAAAAAAAGUGUGUGUUCUCCACUCCUCUGACAGAUAUAAAGGCUGCUAUGCCGACAAAAAAAAACCCCUUGUACUCAACACAACGGUGACGAACGAGGCAGUCCAUAUCAUUGACUCAUGUACAUGCAUAUGAAGUUAUGGACACUGAAAACAUUUUAAAAGUUGCUCACAGCAACAACGAUUAAUAUAAUAGAUACUGUCUUUUUAUAUCAAGCUGAAUGGGGUUGGCAUUUAACUGAAAUUUGUCAAAAAGAACAGAGUAGUUUACUUACGAGAUAUUGUAACGGAAAGGUAUUAGCUAUCUACAAAUAUAUAUUCACGUUUUUGGUGCUUAAUAAACAUUUGUUAAAGAAAAUUUAAACUUAGAAUAUUGUAAAUUCAAUAUUUUAUAGACUGACCUUUAGGCACUAUUUUAGCUUAUUAAAUAUCUUAUGGUUUAA
This is a messenger RNA of Exaiptasia diaphana, 1377 nucleotides long. RefSeq lists its product as uncharacterized. The record is from RefSeq and is a predicted model, not a curated record. The coding region runs from base 174 to 1070 and encodes 298 amino acids. NCBI's taxonomy places the organism in Eukaryota, Metazoa, Cnidaria, Anthozoa, Actiniaria, Aiptasiidae. The transcript is spliced from 8 exons.